Acanthopagrus latus (yellowfin seabream) is the source of this 2716-nucleotide messenger RNA. Its product is annotated as gastrula zinc finger protein XlCGF57.1-like. Gene Ontology annotation, molecular function: RNA polymerase II cis-regulatory region sequence-specific DNA binding; DNA-binding transcription factor activity. Gene Ontology annotation, biological process: regulation of transcription by RNA polymerase II. Bases 39 to 1589 code for a protein of 516 amino acids. The transcript has 2 exons. The record is from RefSeq and is a predicted model, not a curated record. NCBI's taxonomy places the organism in Eukaryota, Metazoa, Chordata, Actinopteri, Spariformes, Sparidae.
ACCAAACGGGUUUUUGGAGGAAAAAUCUGCAAUUAAAAAUGUCUAAAGUCCAAACGCUGAGAGUUGUUGUGAAGCAGCGACUAACUGCGGCUGCUGAAGAGAUAUUUGAGCUGUUUGAAAGAACGAUAGCAGAGUACGAGGAGGAACUGUGUCGACAACGGAAACUACUGGACGCUGGAGGUCGAUCACACCGAACAGAUGUCCAGGAGCUGAGUAAAGAACAGGUUCCCCCUGAGCAGCAGAACCAGGAGAACCUACAACAGCUACUACACAUUAAAGAGGAAGAGGAGGAACUCUGGACCAGUCAGGAGGGAGAGCAGGAGGCCGAUGUCAUCAAGUUCACAUUCAGUCCUGUCCCUGUGAAGAUCGAAGAAGAUGAUGACAAUGAAGAGAAACCUCAGUCCUCACAACUUCAUCAAAGGCAGGCUGAAGAGAACAGAGAUGGAGAUUAUUUGGAGCCAGAUAGUCAUGACAAGAUGUCACACUCUUCUGAACCUGAGACUGAUGACAACAUGUCUGAACCUGAGACUGACGACAGCUGUGACUGGAGGGAGACCAGGGAACCUUCAAACCCUGUGCAGAACAAUGAAGCACCUGUAAGUAAUAUGGAAUCUAGUAAUGAAAAACACUCAGCCAUCUCUUCUGAAUGUACUGCAAGCUUUGGGAACAAGAGUCGUCUGCAGAAACCCAGUGAAACCCAAGCAGAAGGUUCAACAAUUAGUUGCUCAGUUUGUGGAAAAAGUUACGACUCUAAGAACUCUUUGAAGUCUCACAUGAGACUUCAUUCAAAAGAAAAACGUUUCAGCUGCUCAGUUUGUAAAAAAACUUUCCAGUGGAGAAGAAACCUUGUCGCGCACAUGAGAAUCCACACCGGGGAGAAACCCUUCAGUUGUUCUGUCUGCGGCACAAAUUUCACACAUCGCUCAAAUUUGACCUCACACUUAAAACUUCAUACAGGAGAGAAACCUUUCACCUGCUCGGUUUGUAAAAUGAGUUUCAGUCUGAGAAAGACUUUAGACGCACACAUGAGCAUCCAUACUGGGGAGAAACCCUUUAGUUGUGAAGUUUGUGGUAAAACGUUUGCACGAAAGGCACAUAUGAGACAACACUUAGCUCUCCACACAGAGGAUAAAUCAUUCAGCUGCUCAGUUUGUGACAAAACCUUUUCAUGGAGAGGAGAUUUUGUGAGUCACAUGAAAAUCCACUCGGGGGAAAAACACUUCAGUUGUUCCUUCUGUGGUAAAAGAUUCGCACAAAACUCAAGUUUGACCUCUCACUUAACUCUCCACACAGGAGAGAAACCUUUCACCUGCUCAGUUUGUAACACAAGCUUCAGUCUCAGAAAGAACUUGACGAGACACAUGAGAAUACACACUGGGGAGAAACCAUUUAGUUGUUCCGUUUGUAGUCAAACGUUCACGCAGCAUGGAACACUGAAGCGACACCUGGCUGUCCAUACCGGGGACAGACCGUUUAGUUGUUCAGUCUGCAACAGGAAAUUCACUCGGCUCUCACAUAUCAAAAAUCACAAGUGUGUCAGUGAGAGCAGCGGAAUCAAUGAAGCUGCAGAGACAGAGGAAAACACCUGACUCAGCGCUGAUCAGCUGGAAACUGUGAUGACUUCUCAAAAGAAAUUGUGCUAAAACUCUUCUACGAUGAAGUGACAUUUAUUUUGUCUGUUUCUAUGAACUGCUUUCUUUGGUAUUCUGUGUAUUUGUUCAUUCAAAGUGUAUUUUAUGACACCCAUACAGCACUUUGGUCAACAUCGGUUUCAUUUGUGAUUUAUAGAUUACAUUUCUUACCUCCCACAUAUUGAAUUUGUUAGUAAUGUAGUGGACUCACCUGGUCUUAAGUUGAUCUUCCAUUAUGUGUCGAUCAUAAACAGUCGAAUAUUUUACCGCUCAUACAGUAUUUUUAUUGUUUUGGUCAAAUCAUGUCAGUAGAUCAACUCACAAUUCAACAGCUGAUGUGGUGGAUCUGCCCGCUGCCUUCAAAGCAAAGUGCAAAAAUAAAACUUGGGAAUUGUUUGUCUUGAUAAUAUGAUUGGUGAUGAUUUUACUUAAUUGAAAGGUUUAUUUUGCUGCUUCAGUCAAGAAUAAAAUCAUAAUGUAAUAGGUGGUAUAAACUGGUACAACUGAGCAAAAAUGGGUUAAAACUGCAAAAGCUGUAUAAAAAAAUAUGUUUAUCAUCACGAACAGACUGUUUACUGAAAGAGAUGAUGAAACAGAGUUGUAGGAAAAAGCUUAUGAUAUUCAUUUUUUAAGUAUUGUUUGUCUGUCACCCAAAACAUCCAGAUUUGCCCACUGGUUCCGACUGAAGGCUUGAAUCUUUAAAAAGAAUUUGACAGAUAGUUUCAAGAUAAAAGAUAAGCCUUCAGAUUUCCUAAAACAGCAGCUGUAAUUUAUAUACACAUAUAAUACUUAAUAAUAAUUAUAUACAGUAAAUUGAGUUUUUCUCUACAAAAUGAAAGACAACAUUUAUCUUAAUAAACACGACAGGUUUGAUGAUGUUUGCCUGAAGUCCACAGGACAGAAGCAGAGUCUCACUGUGCUACACUCAGAAACACAAGUUCAAGUUGUACACUAUUUAAAAAAAAUUAUUUCUGCUUUUUGUGUCAUUUAUUAAUUUCUGUGCAAAGAAUAACUCCUAAAAAUAAUCAAUAACAAUAACUACCAACCCCUUUAAAUGGGCCUGAAUGAACGUGAUCAUUUUUAAU